Molecule: messenger RNA, 5861 nt
Organism: Megalobrama amblycephala (Wuchang bream)
Lineage: Eukaryota; Metazoa; Chordata; Actinopteri; Cypriniformes; Xenocyprididae
Product: intracellular protein transport protein USO1-like
Exons: 7
Coding region: 339-5861 (1840 amino acids)
Molecular function (GO): GTP binding
Source: RefSeq, a predicted model, not a curated record
AAAAAAAGAACAGAAAAGGGUAUACAUGUAUAUUUAAAUUAAAGAAGAUGAAUUUAAGUCUUUGUAAAUGUCCAUAGUUCUGAUUGCUUUGCGGUUUGAAAGUCUUUGUAAGGUUUCAAAAUAAAAGAGAGAAGACAGACAGAAAGAGGACUUUUAUCUUUGUAACGUCACUGACUGACUCCACCCACAGUCAGAUCUCUUCCUGAUCUCAAGAUGGCAACAGAGAAAGACACAUAUAAGCAGAUGAAAAAACUACAGUACGAUGAUCAGACAGACGUCAGUGAAGAUGAUCAGAUGAAGACUGAAGAAAGACACGGAGGAGAGAAUAAAAUCUGAACAUGUCUGCCGCUGACACCAGAGUGAUCGUCGCUCACAUUCCUCCUCGCAGGAGAAGAUGGAGUAGAGACCAACCUCCUACGAUGAGGAUUGUUCUUCUGGGGAAGAGCGUGUCAGAAAACAGUGGAGUGGGAAACUUCCUGUUGGGACGAGCAGCGUUUGACAGUGAAGCUCCUCCAGAUGUUGUAGAGAGAGUCGCAGGAAGAUUGAAGGACAGACACGUGAUGGUCAUCAGCAGUCCUCAGCUGCUCCAGACAAACAUCUCAGAUCAUCAGAUCACACAGACAGUGAGAGAGUGUGUGUCUCUGUCUGAUCCAGGACCUCAUGCAUUCAUUAUCAUACUGCAAUAUAAAGACUUCACUAAGAAGGUCAUGAGAAGACUGAAAUAUGUGCUGGAAAAAUUCAGUGAAGAGGCGAUCAAACACACUAUAGUGAUCACGACUGAUAAAGAGACACACCGAGCUGAAGGAGCACCUGUGAAAACUAAUAAAUUCAUUCAACAGUUAACUGCUGAGUGUGGAGGAGGACAUGUUCAACUUGACAAUGAAAUAAAAACAAUGAUAUCUGAAAUACUGCAAAGAUUAGAGAAGAUACUCAGAGAAAACAAUGAAGAAUUUGUCACAUGUGAGCUCUAUCAUGAUGCAGAAGAAACACUGGUGGAUGAAGAUCUGAGCAGAUCUUUUGCUUCACCCGGAACAAAGGAGGAAGAUUCUGAUGGAGGUUUAAGAGCCACCAGACAACAGAAGCUGAACCUGGCGCUGUGUGGAAGUGAUGAAACACUGAAGAACUCUGUUUCAAAACUCAUAAGAGAGAAGAGGAGAGAUGUGGAUCUUCAUGGACGUCAGUUCAGUCUGGUGGAUCUUCCAGCUCUGUUCAACACUCGUCUCUCAGAGGAGGAAGUGAUGCGUCAGACUCUCCACUGUGUGUCUCUGUGUCAUCCUGGAGUUCAUGUUUUCCUCCUCAUUAUUCCUGAUGCUCCACUCAAUAAUGAAGACAAAGCAGAAAUGGAGGAGAUCCAGAGGAUCUUCAGCUCCAGAAUCAACAAACACAUGAUGAUCCUCAUAAUGCAGAAUUCAGAGCAUCAGACAGAAGAACUCAAUGAAGAAACACAGUCUGUCAUUGAGAGAUUUGGAGGACGACAUCAUUUCUUUGGUCCCAACACACAAGUGUCCACAUUGAUGGAGAACAUUGAGAAGAUGCUGGAAGAAAACAGAGGAGAGUUUUACUCCACAGAGACAUUUCUGGAGGCAAAGAUGGAAAAACUGAUGAAAUAUGAAGAGAUGAAGAAGAAAAUCGACUCACUAGAGACACAUUUACUGCCACAAGGUUCAAGAGAAAGCACAGAUGAUCUGAGGAUUGUGCUGCUGGGAAAAACUGGAGUUGGGAAGAGUGCAACAGGAAACACAAUCUUAGGAAGAGACGCGUUUAAGGCAGAAACAUCUCAAGAGUCAGUGACUAAAGAGAGUCAGAGAGAAUCAUCUGAAAUCAACGGCCGACACGUUACUGUGAUCGACACUCCAGGACUGUUUGAUACUGAACUGAGUAAUGAGGAGAUCCAGAGAGAAAUCAGACACUGCAUCUCCAUGAUCCUGCCUGGACCACAUGUGUUCAUCAUUGUGCUCAAUUUAGGACAACGAUUCACUAAACAUGAGGAAACAUCAGUGAAAAUCAUCCAAGAGAUGUUUGGUGAGAAAUCUUUAAUGUUCACUAUGGUGCUCUUCACCAGAGGAGAUGAUCUGAAGAACAAAACUAUUGAACAGUGUUUGGGAAAACCUGGAUCUGUGAUCAGAAACCUGAUUGAAGUGUGUGGAAACAGAUUCCAUGUGUUCAAUAAUAAUCAGACUGGAGACCGAACACAGGUGUCUGAUCUACUGGAGAAGAUAGACAACAUGGUGAGAGCGAACGUAGGGAGUUUCUACUCAUGCAAGAUGUUCAGAGAGAUGGAGAGAGAAAGACAAGAACAACAGAUGAAGAUCCUGAUGGACAGAGUCAGAGAAAGAGAAGAACGGAUGAAGAAACUGGAAGAAGAGAAAGAGAGAAUGAAGAUGAUGAUGGAGGAAGAACAACAGAAUCAAGACAAAGAGAGAAAGAGAAGAGAAGAAGAAUUUAAUGAGAGAGAAGAACGAUAUAAAAGAGAAAUAAGAGAAGAAGAGGAACAUCAAAGAGAGAUACGAGACGAGAUGAGACGAGAACGAGAGACAUUCAGACAUGAAAUAGAGGAAAUGAGACAAGAAAAAGAGAAUUUGAAGAAAGAAAAUGAAAAACUUCAGAUCAAAUAUGACACAGAAAUAGACAGACUGAUGAACAGAAUAGAGAAUGAGAGGAAGAAAAGAGAAGAUGAAUUUAAAGAGAGAGAAGAACGAUACAAAACACUAAUGAAAGAGAAAGAAGAUCUUCAAUCCAAACAUGAAGAAGAAGAAAACAAGAUGAAGAUCCUGAUGGAGAAACUGAACAGAGAAAGAGAAGAACUGAUGAAGAAACAUGAACAAGAGAAAGAGAAAAUGAAGAUGGUGAUGGAGGAAGAACGACAGAAUCAAGACAAAGAGAGAAAGAGAAGAGAAGAGGAACUGAAAAGAGAAAUAAGAGAAGAAAAGAAACAUCAGAGGGAGAUACAAGAUGAGAUGAGACGAGAACAAGAGACAUUCAAACAUGAAAUAGAGGAAAUGAGGGAAGAAAAAGAGAAUAUGAUGAAAGAAAAGGAAAAACUUCAGAUCAAAUAUGACACAGAAAUAGAAAUACUGAUGAACAGAAUAGAGAAUGAACGACAGAAUCAUGACACUGAGAGAAAGAGAAGAGAAGAAGAGUUUAAUAAGAGCCAAGAACGACAUAAAAGAGAAAUGAAAGAGAAAGAUGAGAGAGAGGAAAAGAUGUGUGAGGAGAUGAAGAGAGAACGAGAGGAAUGGGAAAAACAGAAACUAGAGGAAAAUACGAGAAGAGAAGAAGAGGAUGAGAAAAGAAGAGAAAAAGAUGAACAGAUUCAGAGACUGAAGAGUGAAAUGGAGGGAAUAAUCAGAGAGAAAGAGAGAAUGAAGAUGAUGAUGGAGGAAGAACGACAGAAUCAUGACACUGAGAGAAAGAGAAGAGAGAAAGAAAAACAGAUUAGUGAUGAACAGAUUCAGAGACUCAGGAGUGAAAUGGAGGGAAUAAUCAGAGAGAAAGAGAGAACAGAAAGAGAGAGACGAGAACAACUAGAGGAUUUAGAGAAGAGACUGACAGAAGAAAGAAACAUGAGAGAAGAUCAACAAAAGACUUCUGAAGAAACACUGAAACUCCUUGAAGAAGAACUGAAGAGAAGACGAGUGGAGUGGAGAGAGGAAUAUGAACGAGAGAAAGAGAAGAUGAUGAAGAAGAUCUGCUCUGAAACUGAUCCGUCACUACAGGUCUCAGCCUACAGGAAACUGGAGAGAGAAUACAGCAAGUGGUCCUGGAGUCUUCGCAGAGCCAUGAUGGAAACUGAGAACAAACUACACAACAAAAUAGAGAAUGAAGUGAUUCAUGAGGUUGAGGAAACUGAUCUUCAAAGAGAACUGAAGAAGACAAGUGAAGAAGUGGAAAAAUCAAUGUCUGAAUUCUUUGAGAAAGACACUGAUAAAUAUAUACUGAUUCAGUGGAAAACAUCUUUUGAAAUCAAAAUCAGAGAGCUUCAGGAAAACAUUGUGAGAGAAACAAAGAGGAAAUUAAACGAAGUUCUUCAGCAGCGAGACCUGAAGAAAAAGAUUGAUGAUCAGAGGACACAUCAUGAAAACACUCUCUAUGAAAAGAGCAAAGAACUCGCCUUAAAACUCAAAGACAAAACAAAUGAUGAAGAAACACUGAAGAAAGAGUUUGAUUUGUUCUGGGAACAGAGUGUGAAGAAGAUCAUCAGAGACAUUCCUCUAAUCAGAGACAUUGAUGUAAUGAGAGAUGUGAGAGAGAUCCUCUGUGACCUCUAUGGAAGUGUUCCUGUAGAUCACUGGAGGGAGAGCAGGGAUAUUUUCACUGUGCCCAGUUAUUCAGAUUAUGUGAAGGUAAAGAGAUUCAGUGGAUAUACAGGAACUUUCAGAAAUUACAACAGAUUAAAUAAAGAGAAGUAUGGUUUAAUUUUAUCUAAAGAAGAUGAAGCUCAAAUCAGAUCAUUAGUCACAGAUGUUUCUCUGCAGACAUACAGAAUAAUUCAGUCAUUUAACAUUUCAAAGAUGGGCUAUGACAUCAGCUACAUUCAACAACUCAUAUAUUACAUCAAGACGAGAGUAACAGAUUAUGAGGAAGAACCAGUGAAAUAUGUGUUCAAGAAUGAAUUCUUCAUGGAUUUGGUUCUUUCCAUCUGUAAGAGAUCAAACAAGAUGAUCACUGACCAACACAGACUGUUAAGAGAAGCCAAUGAUCCUGUAAUACAUGUUGAGAAGAAGAGAGAAGAGUACUAUAGGAUUUUCCAGAAAUACUGUCAUGGAGCAACAUCAGCUGCUGUUUUUGGUGCGAUCAUCUGUCAGAAACUGAAAGAGCCCAUUGAGCAGAGCGUCUACAAGAAGACUGCCAGAGAUCUGACAGAUGAAAUGAGAUCAAACUGUGAAUCACUGAAUGGAAACAGAUCAAAUCUGGAGAAACACAUCCUGAAGACACUGGCAGAAGAGGAGGAUUUUGACAAAUACAUGGACUACAUUCGUAAUCCCAGAGAUCACUUCAAGAGUUUCAUCAGAGAUGAAGUCAGGCGGUACAUCUCUGAUAAGUUCAGUGUCAGUGUUUUACCCAAGAUGAAGGAGAACAUUGAACUCCUGCAGCAGAAGAUCAUGAAAGCAGCACAUGAAUCUACUCAACAUGUUCAAGAGAACAGAGGAGAUGUUGGUUUGUGGUUGAAGAGUUUCACACAGCAGAUCUCAGAUGAGCUGAUCUUCUCUGAAAAAGACCUCAGUGGAGUGAAACAUGAUGAUGUUGAUGUGAAACUCCUAGAAGAUGUGAUGAAACAAGAACUCCCUGCUAUAAUGUCUGACAUCAGCAGUAGAUUAAACAGAAAGACAUUUCCAUCCAAGCUGGACUGUAAGUUCAGACCAGAUGAGCUUCUGAUUGAUCUCUUCUGUCAGUGCUGUUGGGUUCAGUGUCCGUUCUGUGGAGCCACCUGCACCAACACCAUAGAAAACCAUGAUGGAGAUCACAGUGUUGCUUUCCACAGACUGUGGGGAAUUAAUGGGCAGUUUUUCAAGGGAACAACAAACUUGCAAAUUAGCAUUUGCACAUCAGCUGUAGCAAGUGGUAGAUAUUUUUAUCCCACUGACACAGUUGAUGCAGUCAGUGAUCAACCCUUUUAUCCUGAAGGAUCAAGUGAUAAAGUCCUCUGGAGAGACUACAGAAGAGCAGGAGGAGUUUAUGCAGACUGGAGCAUCACUCCUGAUCUCUCUGAACUGCCCUACUGGAAGUGGUUUGUGUGCAGAUUCCAGAAAGAUCUGGAAAAAUACUACAGUAAAACAUUUCUGGGUUAUGGUGAGAUACCAGAUGAAUGGAGAAAAUACUCAAAAUAUGAAGCUAUUGAGAGUUUGGAGGAAUACAUGUAA